Messenger RNA from Salvelinus fontinalis (brook trout), 2878 nucleotides. RefSeq names its product RAB38b, member of RAS oncogene family (gene rab38b). Gene Ontology annotation, biological process: endosome to lysosome transport; phagosome-lysosome fusion. Lineage: Eukaryota; Metazoa; Chordata; Actinopteri; Salmoniformes; Salmonidae. Gene Ontology annotation, molecular function: GTPase activity; GTP binding. Gene Ontology annotation, cellular component: trans-Golgi network; Golgi apparatus; lysosome. The transcript is spliced from 5 exons. The record is from RefSeq and is a predicted model, not a curated record. Bases 147 to 779 code for a protein of 210 amino acids.
GCUUCCGAGCAGAGGAGAGGACAGAAGAAAAGGGAACUGCUAUGUAAAACGAUAUUUAGAACCAAACACCCCUUUUCCGUCUUAACAUAUUAUUAAACUACGGGGUGGAACAGGACCUUCAACUUCCUCUGUCCUUCGCCGCCGGGAUGCAGAACCCCGGGAAGGAACACCUGUACAAGGUGUUGGUGAUCGGGGACUUGGGUGUGGGGAAGACCUCCAUCAUUAAGCGGUAUGUCCAUCAGACUUACUCCACCAACUACCGCGCCACCAUUGGCGUGGAUUUCGCCCUGAAGGUCCUGAACUGGGACUCUGAGACCAUACGGCUACAACUUUGGGACAUCGCCGGUCAAGAGCGGUUUGGGAACAUGACCCGUGUGUACUACCGAGAGGCCAUUGGGGCGUUCAUCGUGUUUGACGUGACACGGCCGACUACCUUCGAAGCCAUCACCAAGUGGAAGGAGGACCUGGACUCUAAACUCAUGCUGACCAACAGAGAGAGCAUCGCCACGGUCCUAUUGGCUAAUAAAUGUGACCAUGGGCGGGAGGUUCUGACCAAUAACGGCGUGAAGAUGGACCAGUUCUGUAAAGACAACGGCUUUGUGGGCUGGUUUGAGACCUCAGCCAAGGAGAACACCAACAUCAGCGAGGCCGCAAACUUCCUGGUGAAACACAUCAUGGCUACAGAGAAUGAUUUCCUAAAGUCAGUGGUCCCAGACACCAUCUCUCCAAAACUAAAUGACUCACAACCUGGGAACUGCUCUGCCUGCUACAAACCAUAGCUAGACGACUCACAACCUGGGAUCUGCUCUGCCUGCUACAAACCAUAGAGGGAGGAGAGGAGGAGAGGACUGGGGAUAAUACGAGGGGAGGAGAAGAUAGGAAGAGAGAACUGGUUCAAACUAUAGAGGAAGGAGUGGAGGAGAGGUGAAGAGAGGAGAGGAGGCAGAUCCUGGAGAGGAGAAAGCGGAAGUGGAACGGGACUAUGUUGGUCCUCUGUAGUUCAGUUUAUAGAGCAUGGUGCUUGUAACACCAGGGUAGUGGGUUCAAUUCCAGGGACCACCCAUACGUAAAAUGUACACACGCGUGACUGUGAGUCGCUUUGGAUAAAAGUGUCUGCUAAAUGUAAUAUAUUAUUCUUAAUAUGUUGUGGAGCAGAGAGUGGAGAGAUGAUUGAAUGUCACUACAAGUGCCCUUCAUAUCCACCUCUCCAGAAGACAGAGGCGCUGAUUUCAAAACAUCCCCUUCUCCUCGAUCCUUGGCCCUCCAUUUACUCAUUCAUGCGCAACUUCGUGUCCCAAAGCCGAGGGAGUAAAUAUUAGACCCUCAUAUUGCCACUUCAACCAAGCCAGCAAGCCGAGGGAGUAAAUAUUAGACCCUCAUAUUGCCACUUCAACCAAGCCAGCAAGCUGAGGGAGUAAAUAUUAGACCCUCAUAUUGCCACUUCAAGCCAGCAAGCUGAGGGAGUAAAUAUUAGACCCUCAUAUUGCCACUUCAACCAAGCCAGCAAGCUGAGGGAGUAAAUAUUAGACCCUCAUAUUGCCACUUCAAGCCAGCAAGCCGAGGGAGUAAAUAUUAGACCCUCAUAUUGCCACUUCAACCAAGCCAGCAAGCUGAGGGAGUAAAUAUUAGACCCUCAUAUUGCCACUUCAACCAAGCCAGCAAGCCGAGGGAGUAAAUAUUAGACCCUCAUAUUGCCACUUCAACCAAGCCAGCAAGCCGAGGGAGUAAAUAUUAGACCCUCAUAUUGUCACUUCAACCAAGCCAGCAAGCCGAGGGAGUAAAUAUUAGACCCUCAUAUUGCCACUUCAACCAAGCCAGCAAGCUGAGGGAGUAAAUAUUAGACCCUCAUAUUGUCACUUCAACCAAGCCAGCAAGCCGAGGGAGUAAAUAUUAGACCCUCAUAUUGCCACUUCAACCAAGCCAGCAAGCCGAGGGAGUAAAUAUUAGACCCUCAUAUUGCCACUUCAACCAAGCCAGCAAGCUGAGGGAGUAAAUAUUAGACCCUCAUAUUGCCACUUCAAGCCAGCAAGCCGAGGGAGUAAAUAUUAGACCCUCAUAUUGCCACUUCAAGCCAGCAAGCCGAGGGAGUAAAUAUUAGACCCUCAUAUUGCCACUUCAACCAAGCCAGCAAGCCGAGGGAGUAAAUAUUAGACCCUCAUAUUGCCACUUCAAGCCAGCAAGCCGAGGGAGUAAAUAUUAGACCCUCAUAUUGCCACUUCAAGCCAGCAAGCCGAGGGAGUAAAUAUUAGACCCUCAUAUUGCCACUUCAACCAAGCCAGCAAGCCGAGGGAGUAAAUAUUAGACCCUCAUAUUGCCACUUCAACCAAGCCAGCAAGCCGAGGGAGUAAAUAUUAGACCCUCAUAUUGCCACUUCAAGCCAGCAAGCCGAGGGAGUAAAUAUUAGACCCUCAUAUUGCCACUUCAACCAAGCCAGCAAGCCGAGGGAGUAAAUAUUAGACCCUCAUAUUGCCACUUCAAGCCAGCAAGCCGAGGGAGUAAAUAUUAGACCCUCAUAUUGCCACUUCAAGCCAGCAAGCCGAGGGAGUAAAUAUUAGACCCUCAUAUUGCCACUUCAACCAAGCCAGCAAGCCGAGGGAGUAAAUAUUAGACCCUCAUAUUGCCACUUCAACCAAGCCAGCAAGCCGAGGGAGUAAAUAUUAGACCCUCAUAUUGCCACUUCAACCAGCAAGGCUGCUAGCUUCAGAGCGAAGUGAUAUCCCGACACGCACUGCGAUAUGUUUUGGAGUUUGCACAAUUUUAUACAAAAUAAUGGGGAGGUGUGCCUAAUUAUAUGUCACGUAAAUUUGAUAAUGUCUGAUUUGGAGACUUGACACAUGUAACAGAUGAAAUACCUCCCAAAUUAAAUGUUUAACUGUUA